Molecule: messenger RNA, 2514 nt
Organism: Polypterus senegalus (gray bichir)
Lineage: Eukaryota; Metazoa; Chordata; Cladistia; Polypteriformes; Polypteridae
Product: extracellular calcium-sensing receptor-like
Exons: 6
Coding region: 46-2514 (822 amino acids)
Biological process (GO): G protein-coupled receptor signaling pathway
Cellular component (GO): membrane
Molecular function (GO): G protein-coupled receptor activity
Source: RefSeq, a predicted model, not a curated record
GCAGAUGAUCCAUCAUGCAAGCUGCUUGGGAGAUCACAACUUCCAAUGUUUUCAAAGAAUGGAGAUAUCAUACUUGGAGCAAUUUUUUCAUUUCACGACAAUCUUGACAUUGUCAAAAUCAAGUUUAACUCUAUGCCUGAUACAAUAACAUGUAAAGACUUAAAUUUUAGAGAGUUUCAGUUUGCUGAAAGUAUGAUUUUUGCAAUUGAAGAAAUAAAUAAUAGUUCCGAGUUACUUCCUAAUGUAACACUGGGAUUUGAGAUUUAUGAUGCCUGUGAUUCAAUACUUCUGGCUAUAAAAGCUGCCAUGGCUCUAGUGAAUAAACAAGAAGAUGUGCUGGCUAAUGGUUCAUGUGUAAUUCCGUCUACUGCCCAUGCUGUUAUAGCACAGUCUGAUUCAUCACCGACUAUUGGGAUUGCAACGACUUUACGACCAUUUCAUAUACCAGUGAUAAGUCAUUUUGCUACAUGUGCCUGUCUUAGCAACAAGAAUGAUUUCCCUACCUUCUUCAGGACCAUCCCAAGUGAUUAUUAUCAAAGUAGGGCCCUUGCACAACUGGUAAAGCAUUUUGGAUGGACUUGGGUUGGAACAAUUAGAAGUGACAAUGAUUAUGGCAACAAUGGAAUGGCAACAUUUGCAGAAAUUGCUGAACAAGAAGGAGUCUGCAUUGAAUAUUCUGUGGCCGUUUUCAGAACCAACCCACGAGAAAAAUUUCUCCGAAUUGUAGAUGUUAUAAGGCAGUCCACUUCAAAAGUUAUUGUUGCUUUCAUGUCCUUUAUAGAAAUGGAAUUUCUAGUAAAAGAGUUGCUACUACAGAAUGUCACUGGAUUUCAGUGGGUAGGCAGUGAGUCAUGGGCUUCUGCGAAAAACCUUGCUACAGCAGAACAUUACAAAAUUAUUGGUGGAGCAAUUGGAAUUGCAAUUGGCAAUGCAGUAAUACCAGGAUUAAAGGAAUUUUUGGUCAGCGUUAGGCCAUCUAACAGUAAUUUCAAUGCAGGUUUGAAAGAGUUCUGGGAAAGUAUCUUUAAUUGUACCUGGACUUCUCAUGAUGGCAUUAUGGCCGAAAGGCUUUGUACUGGUGCAGAGAAUUUACAAGAAGUCAGUAAUCAAUACACAGACAUCACAGAUUUGGGAAUUACAAACAAUGUGUACAAAGCUGUGUAUGCCGUGGCAUAUUCUCUUCACGAAAUUUUAGAAUGUCAAAGUAAACAGAACUCACUAAACAGUCAGACCUGUAAAAGGAACAUUAAAAUUGAACCUUGGCAGGUUGUGGAGACACUGAAAAAAAUUAAUCUGACAACACCAAAUGGUGAGAGCGUCUAUUUUGAUAAGAAUGGUGAUCCCACUGCAAGAUAUGAUUUAAUAAACUGGCAGCUUGAUAAAGAGGGAACUGCAACAUUUGUAACAAUUGGCUUCUAUGAUGCAUCUUUUCCUAAAGGAAAGGAGUUCAUAAUGAACAAUAUCAGCAUUGUUUGGGCUGAAAGACGAGACACGGUGCCGGUAUCUAUUUGCACUGACAGCUGUCUCCCUGGCACACGUAAGGCUGUUCAGAAAGGAAAGCCUGCUUGCUGCUUUGACUGCAUACCAUGUGCUGAAGGUGAAUUCAGCAAUGAAACCAAUUCCAUUGACUGUACAAAGUGUCCUUUGGAGUAUAAAUCAAGUAAAGAAAAGGAUCGCUGCAUCUUAAAAGAGAUUGAAUUCCUGUCAUUUGUAGAAAUCAUGGGGAUAUUGUUAGUUGGUUUUGCAUUAUUAGGAGCUGCCUUCACAAUUGCUAUUGCUGUUAUCUUUUUCUAUUUCAGAGAUACACCUAUUGUUAGAGCUAACAACUCAGAACUGAGCUUCCUUUUGUUAUUUUCCUUAACACUGUGUUUCUUGUGCUCCAUCACAUUCAUUGGUGAACCAUCUGAUUGGUCCUGCAUGCUGCGCCACACAGCUUUUGGCAUCACAUUUGUCUUAUGCAUCUCUUGCGUUUUGGGUAAAACAGUAGUAGUGCUGAUGGCAUUUCGGGCAACUCUGCCUGGAAAUAACAUUAUGAAAUGGUUUGGUCCAACCCAGCAGAGGUUAAGUGUUUUAUUUUUUACAUUCAUUCAAUGUAUAAUAUGUUUCUUGUGGUUAAUAACAUCACCUCCAUUUCCUAAUAUGGCAUAUUAUGUGGAAAAAAUCAUUUUAGAAUGCAAUUUGGGUUCCAUUACAGCAUUCUAUUCUGUAUUAGGAUAUAUUGGGCUCCUUUCUGCUAUGUGUUUUGCUCUGGCAUUUUUAGCUCGGACAUUACCAGACAACUUUAAUGAGGCUAAAUACAUCACAUUCAGUAUGUUAAUAUUUUGUGCUGUCUGGAUCACUUUUAUUCCAGCUUAUAUAAGUUCACCUGGAAAGUAUACUGUAGCUGUUGAAAUAUUUGCUAUUUUAGCAUCCAGUUUCUCUUUGCUGUUUUGUAUCUUUGCUCCAAAAUGCUACAUUAUCUUAUUAAAGCCUGAGAGAAACACAAAGAAGUACAUGAUGGGUAAAACUACCUAA